AUGGCGCUGCGGGGCGGAGGGCGCUGGGUGCUGCGGGCCUCGGCACUGCGCGGCGGCGGCGGGCGGCGGGACAGAGGGCGCGUAGCCGACGCGCCGCAACACGGCGCAUUGCGGGCGGCCCUCAGGAAGAUCAUCGACAAGGAGAUUAACCCCUUUGUGGACAAAUGGGAAGAAGAAGGACAGUUCCCAGCACAUAAAGUGUUUAAAACCCUGGGCCAAGCUGGAUUCCUUGGUGUGGAUAAGCCAACAGAAUAUGGUGGAAUGGGCUUGGACUUCUCCUAUAGCAUUGCAGUGGCAGAGGAGCUAGGAAGUAUCCGGUGUGGAGGUAUCCCUAUGGCUAUUGGGGUUCAAGCUAGUAUGGCCACUCCUGCGCUAACAAGAUUUGGUUCUGAUGAGUUGAAAAAACAGUUCCUCACACCAACUAUAUCUGGAGAUCUUGUGGCAUGUUUGGGAAUCAGUGAACCUGGAGCUGGAUCAGAUGUUGCAAGUAUCAAGACAACAGCCGUGAGAAAAGGUGAUGAAUAUGUCAUAAAUGGUGGUAAAAUGUGGACUACAUCUGGGUGCCAAGCAGACUGGAUGUGCCUGCUGGCAAAUACAAGUGAAGGGCAUCCUCAUCGAAAUAAAUCUCUCAUAUGUCUGCCGAUGAAUCUACCUGGCAUUCACGUUACUAAGAAAAUAGACAAACUGGGCAUGAGGUCAUCGGACACAGCUCAGAUCUUUUUUGAAGACGUAAGAGUCCCUAGCAAAAACCUAAUUGGUGAGGAAGGAAUGGGUUUUACAUAUCAGAUGUUGCAAUUCCAAGAAGAGCGGCUGUGGGGAGUAGCCACUGUCUUGACACCACUGGAAACUAUAAUACAAGAAACCAUUGACUACACUCGCCAGCGGAAAGUGUUUGGUCAGUCCGUGCUGCAGAACCAGGCCGUACAUUUCCGCCUGGCAGAGCUGGCAACCGAAGUGGAGCUGCUUCGCUCGCUGCUGUACCGUACCAUUGCUCUCUAUGUGGAAGGCAAUGAUGUGACCAAAUUUGCUUCCAUGGCUAAGCUAAAGGCAGGUCGCCUGGCCCGUGAAGUCACUGACAGCUGCCUCCAGUUUUGGGGAGGAAUGGGAUUCACCAGUGAGGUUCUGGUGAGCAGAUUUUACAGGGAUCUGAGACUGGUGUCAAUAGGUGGUGGUACAGAUGAAACCAUGCUUUCUAUUAUAUGCAAACACAUGGAAACACUUCCAAGGAAAUAACACAUCUGCACUCUUCCUCAGAAACUUAAGCAAGCAAGAGCAUGGUUAUUACUGCAUCCUGAAGGUAACAGACAACAUGAUUCAAGCAUGGAAGAAAUAGGAAUGGUAUUUAUAAAAUAUCAGUAAAUUUUCCAGGAAAACACUUGUCAGAGUGUUUCACCAAUAUCAUGAUGCAUAUUCUCCAAUAUCAAAUUAAUGUUAUUGCCUGCAAGAUUUUUUCCAUUUUUAGUGAUUUACAGCUUUGAGGGCUCUGGUGAUCCCAGCUAAAGAAAUCUUGUCUUCUUCAAUCAAGGUACAGCUGCAUUUUAGCUCAUCUACGCAACCAAAUAAGAAACACAACUUCCACAUGGGUCCAGGAUAAUUUCAGUAGUAACAUAAUCUAAUUUCACUUAACUUCGCUUUCAAGUCACAAAAUUUUUAUUCCAUAUCCACUUGAUAUUCAAGACCCAGCAGUGGUUUUGUUCUCAGUUCCCAUUAUCUUCCAUAUCUCUCACUUUUAGCAAGUAAACAUCAAAAUUAGUUACUUCAGCAAAAGCAAGUCAAAAAUCACAAGCCCCCCAGUCCAGUCACCAUCAUUACCUUCUCACUCUUGUGCUGCACUCUGACACAGAUGUUUGCUGGUAGGACAGGAGGCAGAUUUUUAAUUUUAGAAUACUGCAAACAAUACCUUACUUGUACUUUUUUGGAGUACUUGAAAUUUCUGGAGGCCUGAAUUUCAGCAGUAAGGUUUCACAUUUUAUGUGCAAUUAUGAAUGAAAAAUAUUAAAGUGCAAACGUGAACAUUGUAACCAGUUAAAUGAGACCAUAAAAUGUGCACGCCACAAUCAAGUUGAAACAGAAAUGUACUAAAUAUUAAAGUAAAUAAAACUAAAUAUUUUCAAUA
Molecule: messenger RNA, 2116 nt
Organism: Centrocercus urophasianus (Greater sage-grouse)
Lineage: Eukaryota; Metazoa; Chordata; Aves; Galliformes; Phasianidae
Product: probable acyl-CoA dehydrogenase 6
Exons: 9
Coding region: 1-1233 (410 amino acids)
Biological process (GO): fatty acid beta-oxidation using acyl-CoA dehydrogenase
Molecular function (GO): flavin adenine dinucleotide binding; acyl-CoA dehydrogenase activity
Source: RefSeq, a predicted model, not a curated record